Molecule: messenger RNA, 392 nt
Organism: Acaulospora morrowiae
Lineage: Eukaryota; Fungi; Glomeromycota; Glomeromycetes; Diversisporales; Acaulosporaceae
Source: the annotation of a GenBank genome assembly
CUCGAAGCUAGACUUGCGAUAGUGGAACAGGCUUCCUUGGUUGUGGGUGGUCAAACACAGGAUGGUAAGGAAGCGAUGUCAGAGGUGUGGUUCUCUAAAGAUAAUUUAGUACCAGCUGUUGAUUUAUGUAACUCCGUAGUGGACCAACAAAAUAAUGCCGACACCAAAUCAAUGGAAGGGGUACCAAAGAUAUUAGACAAGGAAAUAGAUGAUUUUAUUCCUGAAGAACCGAUACCAAUGAUAUUACCUGUCAAUUUAUCUCAGCCUCAUCAAAAAUAUCCAAAAUCAUUGGAAGAAAAGGAAAUUGAUUCUUUCCUGGAGUCAAAAAACAAGAAAAUGCUUAGUAGUCUGAUGAGAGAAAGGAAUAGAGAAAAGAAACCUAGAACUCAAGA